Molecule: messenger RNA, 663 nt
Organism: Balaenoptera acutorostrata (minke whale)
Lineage: Eukaryota; Metazoa; Chordata; Mammalia; Artiodactyla; Balaenopteridae
Gene: NR1I2
Product: nuclear receptor subfamily 1 group I member 2
Biological process (GO): negative regulation of transcription by RNA polymerase II; cell differentiation; positive regulation of transcription by RNA polymerase II
Molecular function (GO): zinc ion binding; nuclear receptor activity; RNA polymerase II cis-regulatory region sequence-specific DNA binding
Source: RefSeq, a predicted model, not a curated record
AUGAAACGCAACGCCCGGCUGUGGUGCCCCUUCCAGAAGGGCACCUACGAGAUCACCCGGAAGGGCCGGCGGCAGUGCCAGGCCUGCCGCCUGCGCAAGCUCCCGGAGAGCGGCUGGAGGAAAGACGUGAUCAUGUCUGACACGUCGGUGGCGCAGAAGCGGGCCUUGAUCAGGAGGAAGAAGAGGGAACAGAUUGGGACUCAGCCCCCUGGAGCCCAGGGUCUGACUGAAGAGCAGCAGAUGAUGAUCAGGGAGUUGAUAACCGCUCAGAUGAAAACCUCUGAUAGCAUCUUCACGCAUUUCAGGAAUUUCCGGCUGCCAGAGGUGCUUAGCAGUACCCACAAGACGGAGUCUCUGCAGACUCAGUCAAGUGAAGAAGCUGCCAAGUGGAGCAAGAUCAGGGAAGAUCUAUGUUCAGUGAAGGUCUCCCUGCAGCUGCGGGGGGAAGACGGCAGCAUCUGGAACUACAAGCCCCCGGCCGACAAUAGUGGGAAAGAGAUCUCUUCCCUGUUGCCCCACAUGGCUGACACGUCAACCUACAUGUUCAAAGGCAUCAUCAACUUUGCCGAAGUCAUUCUCCUAUUUCAGGUAGGACACAGGGGCCGGGUGGAUGGUGUGGAAAGGAGCAGGAAAUGGCCAACAGGUUCAAAUGGUCUGGGGUAG